CGUCGAGGACGCCCGUUGACAGUCAGCCUCCGCGUACUCCCACAACAGGAUCUCGUUGCAUUGCUAGUCUGCCACUUUGAACACGGAGGAUGCUAACUUGUCGUGUCCUUAGCAGCUGCAAACGGUAUUCCUACCAAUUUCCCAUCCCCUACCAUGGCGAUUCCAAUUCCCCAUGUUCAGCCUUCGUCGUCUGGAUCGGAGGUUUCUCGCCAAGCUCCAUCUGACCUUGUGGCCGCAGCUCCUCCAGCUAUGAGCGACAAUAGGAACAUUGUUCGUCGGAAGCUGACGGGCUAUGUUGGCUUUGCCAACCUGCCCAAUCAGUGGCACCGCAAGAGCGUCCGGAAGGGCUUCAACUUCAACGUCAUGGUUGUCGGUGAAUCCGGCCUCGGCAAGUCGACUCUCGUCAACACACUCUUUAACACUUCGCUCUACCCCCCCAAGGAGCGCAAGGAGCCCAGCCUGGAUAUCAUCCCGAAGACGGUUACUAUCCAGUCUAUCAGCGCGGAUAUUGAGGAGGCGGGCGUGCGCCUGCGGCUGACCGUGGUUGACACACCUGGCUUUGGCGACUUUGUCAACAAUGAUGAGUCGUGGCGUCCAAUCGUCGACAACAUUGAGCAGCGCUUCGAUGCCUACCUAGAUGCCGAGAACAAGGUCAACCGCAUGAACAUUGUCGACAACCGCAUUCACGCGUGUGUCUUCUUCAUCCAGCCGACCGGCCACUCUCUGAAGCCUCUGGACAUCGAGGUCAUGAAGCGCCUGCACACCAAGGUCAACCUAAUUCCGGUUAUUGCCAAGGCCGAUACCCUCACUGACGAGGAGGUCGCUGCCUUCAAGGCCAGAAUUCUUGCCGACAUCAAGUACCACAAGGUUCAAAUCUUCGAGGGGCCGCGCUACGAGCUCGAUGACGAGGAGACCAUUGCGGAGAACAACGAGAUCAUGUCCAAGGUCCCCUUCGCCGUUGUUGGCGCUAACAACGAGGUCACCAACGCCGAUGGGCGCAAGGUCCGCGGCCGUAGCUAUCCUUGGGGUGUCAUCGAGGUGGACAACGAGGAGCACUGCGACUUCGUCAAGCUCCGCCAGAUGCUCAUCCGCACCCACAUGGAGGAGCUGAAGGAGCACACCAACAACACCCUCUACGAGAACUACCGGACAGACAAGUUGAUCGCUAUGGGCGUCUCGCAAGACCCGAGCGUUUUCAAGGAGGUCAACCCUGCCGUCAAGCAGGAGGAGGAGCGCAACCUUCACGAGCAGAAGCUCGCCAAGAUGGAGGCCGAGAUGAAGAUGGUCUUCCAACAGAAGGUGUCUGAGAAGGAAUCCAAGCUGAAGCUGAGCGAGGAGGAGCUGUAUGCCCGCCAUCGGGAGAUGAAGGAGCAGCUGGAGCGCCAACGGCUCGAGCUCGAGGAGAAGAAGUCGAGGAUCGAGAGCGGACGGCCUCUGGAGAAGGAGCCCAAGAGGAAGGGGUUCUCUCUCCGAUAAUCUCGCCGACCCUCCCCUUCUCUUUUCCACGACCUGUCUCAGUAUCAUGAUGCCACAACAAAUACCA
Chaetomium fimeti is the source of this 1543-nucleotide messenger RNA. RefSeq names its product Septin-domain-containing protein. Lineage: Eukaryota; Fungi; Ascomycota; Sordariomycetes; Sordariales; Chaetomiaceae. The transcript has 3 exons. Gene Ontology annotation, molecular function: GTP binding; GTPase activity; molecular adaptor activity. Gene Ontology annotation, biological process: cytoskeleton-dependent cytokinesis; intracellular protein localization. The record is from RefSeq and is a predicted model, not a curated record. Bases 154 to 1476 code for a protein of 440 amino acids. Gene Ontology annotation, cellular component: microtubule cytoskeleton; cell division site; septin ring.